Mya arenaria is the source of this 1630-nucleotide messenger RNA. RefSeq names its product ER membrane protein complex subunit 2-like. The record is from RefSeq and is a predicted model, not a curated record. The coding region runs from base 21 to 884 and encodes 287 amino acids. Gene Ontology annotation, cellular component: EMC complex. Lineage: Eukaryota; Metazoa; Mollusca; Bivalvia; Myida; Myidae. The transcript is spliced from 10 exons. Gene Ontology annotation, molecular function: protein binding. Gene Ontology annotation, biological process: protein folding in endoplasmic reticulum.
CCUGUGAGAACUUGGCGAGAAUGUCUUGGGAAGAAGCUAGAGAUGCUCUGCGGAAGAUGCGAGAGGACCAGGUCCGUGAUGGACAGAGGGUGAUUCGACUUUGGAAACGCCUCGCUAACUACGCACACAAACUCGGAGAUGAAGUUUGGACGGUUCAAGAACAAGUUACAAUCGCAGCUCUGGAUUGUCAGAAUUUUGACAUAGCCAAUGAGUGUGUAGCAGCGCUUGACCUCAAGUUUCCAGAAUCGAUGAGGGUCAUGAGACUGAAGGGAAUGUACUUUGAAGCAAAGGAAAAUUAUACAAAAGCCAGUGAAAUGUAUGACCGUAUUUUGGAAGGAGACAAUACAAAUAUGUUUGCUACUAAGAGGCAGAUAGCGAUGUUAAAGGAGCGCAAUAAGGUACAUGAGGCCAUUGAAAAGCUUAACAAGUACUUAGAAACGUUUAUGACAGACUUUGAUGGUUGGCAGGAGUUAUGUGACCUGUACCUCCAGAUCCAGGACUACAGCAAGGCAGCAUUCUGCAUGGAGGAACUCAUAAUGUCAAACCCACACAACCACCUCUACCAUCAGAAAUUUGCAGAGAUCAAGUACACCCAGGGCGGCUUUGAGAAUCUGGAGAUAGCGAGGUCAUACUUUGCCCAGGCCUGCAAACUGAACCCAAACAAUAUGAGGGCACAGUUUGGGCUGCUUCUGACGUGCAGUAACUUAGCAACAGGAUAUUCCAAAACUAAGACAAGUAGUAACAGCAAGUACGCAGUGUGGGCAGCUGAACAGGUUAUGGAUAAAUACCAGGCGAGCCAGUCAAAAGAGCAGCUAAAGGAAACCAAGGUCCUGGAGUUGAUACGGAAAAUGCAGGACAACCUGUUCCCGCAGUCACAAACCUGAUAGUGUAUUAUUAGCUUAUUAGUCUAGCUUGUGUCUUGGAAUUUAUUUAUUAAAGAAUAAGGAUGACAAAAAUAUGUCAUAGUUCAGGGCUAGUGCAAGAUUAUGUACUCAAAUAAACUACACAGUUAAAUAUGUGAGCACAUCAUGGAAUACUUCCCAUUUUUACAAUUUCCUGUUUAUUUGUUUAUUGGCUCAGUGCCAUUUAGGGUCCAUUUCUAUAAUAAAACCUCCAAAACUGAACUGCAGGAUAUUCAGCUCGGAGAUCUGAUAAGACAAUUAGAUUGAGAUCAUUACACAGAGGUUGUGUACAAUACACUUUUUUUUGGGGGGGGGGGGAGUGGUCACUUAUAGAAGGACUCAACUAGGACUUUAACACAAUUUAAAAGUUAACACAAUGGCGUAUAUCAUGUUGUUUACUUAAACAAAGUUCUGAACAUUUGAGCAAAUAACUUUUGUUUAUUGUGUAUCAGAUUUAGUUGUAUAUCUGCCAUGUAGAAUAAAUCUGACAAAGUUAGAAUGGUAGGGAAUGUGCCAAAAAGGUACAUAUUUUUAUGUGUUAUGUAUGCAUAAUUUAGAAAUAUAAUAACUGUCGUAUUAUUAUACUUGUUUCAUUUUUUUAUAUUCAAGAAGUUAUGUCCAUUUUAUUGCAUGCAGCACUACUCAUGAUGAUGAAUUAUGUUGUAAUGUGAACUCACCUCAGUUGUUCAAUAAAUGAUUGGGCAUUAUAAAUGCAUCCUCAAACCUGA